UCACAUCGUUUCGGCCACUGAUUCGUCGUCACAUCCAACAAGUGGCAUUUUCACACGUGAGAACUCACACGCUCGGUUCUGCAUCACUCUCACAAAGUCCAAUAAAAUCACAAUUCAUAAUUCUUUGGGUUCCUUGUUUCAAAAUUCAUCUCUCUCUCUCUCACAUUGAUUCUUAAAGAAUCGCGCCGCUUCUGCUAGAAUCGAAAGAAGAGAGAUCAAGAAAGAAACAGUAAUGGCGGCGUUGUUGUCACCGCCGCGGGGUAACAGCGAUACAGCUUCUUCCGACGAUGAAUCUCUUCUUUCAUCCAAACGCCAAAAGUUGGAAGAUGAAGAAACCUCAACAUCAACCGCCGGAGACGCCACGAUUCAGGCGGCGAAACCACCACGCCACGUAGACUCAGCACCACCGCCGUAUGCUUCUUUUGACGGAUGGACUUAUCAAGAUCGUGUCUUUAAGACCCCGUGGUGUCGAUUGCUAUCACAGUCUGCACAAAAUCGAGACGUUUACAUUGCUAGAUCGUGCUUCACUCUGGGUUCUUGUCUAGCCUCCAACGCAGUAAUACACAGCCAGAAUCUCGGUUCUUUGUUGUGCAAGAUCACAAGAAUUCAGCGCAAUGGAAAUGUUGUAGCGGUUCUAGAUAUCACAGGAACCGGGGGACCUGUGCUGAUUAAUGGAGCACUUCCCCACAAGGGUUUCAGCCAUGUGCUACGCUCUGGUGACGAAUUGGUUUUUGGUGAUUGCGGGAGCUAUGCUUUCAUAUAUCAGCAGAUGCCUAAUGUUGCAGACUCAGCUGGUAUGGAAGAGGUUCCUGCAGGAAAAUUUCUACUGUUAGAGAGAGAGGCAAGAGAUCCAUCAAACCUUUCGAUUUUCGCAUCCCUUGCAAGCUUGAGUCGGGAGUUACGAUUAUCAAGCCGUGCAUCCAUUAUGAGCUGGCAAGCGCCAGAGAAUCCUGCUACUUCUGGGGUCCAAGAAGGCGCAAAGCUUGAAUUUGACGGCAUGGCUGAUAACAAUCAAAGUAAUAAAGCUGCAGACAGCCAUAACCAAGAUUCCAAAAUUGAGAUAUUAGAGGAGAGAAACGAGGUGACAAGGGGUUCACAACUAGCUGCAAAAUUCAAGAAACAUAUUCAAGCUGGUAUUGUAGACUGCGAAAGAUUGGAAUUUUCACUGGAUGAAUUUCCUUAUUAUUUGAGUGAGAGUACAAAGAAUUCUUUACUAGCUGUUUCACAUGUACAUCUCAAAAAGAAGAAUAAAGGAUAUGCCUCCGACUUCACCAAUUUGAACCCAAGGAUAUUGCUUUCUGGUCCUGCAGGGUCUGAAAUAUACCAAGAGAUAUUGGUUAAAGCACUUGCCAAUCACUUCAAGGCGAAAUUGCUAAUAUUUGACAGCCAUCCAAUUUUGGGGGCUAUGACUGCUGAGGAAUUUAAGUCACUGAUGGAUGGACCUGCUUCUAAAAAGUCAUGUAAGCUUCCCAGGCAGAGUUUAGAGCUCAUUGAUGGAGGGAAGAAAUUGGCUUUGUCAACAGGUGAUGGAGAUUCAUCUAGCCCUUCUCCUCCUGCUUCUUCUGGUCCAGACUCAAAGCCUAAGACUUUACCUUGUUCAUUUGGAAAUCCAGUGAAUUGUACUUUGAAGAAAGGUGACAGGGUAAGAUUCUUCAGCAAUGAGUCCUGUCGGGGGCUACCUACCUCAUGGGGACCACCUUCUGGGAUUAGAGGGAAAGUAAUUUUAGUAUUUGAUGAGAAUCCUAAAGCUAAAGUGGGUGUUAGAUUUGAGAAUCCAGUACCUGAUGGAGUUACUCUUGGUGACCUGUGUGAAAUGGGACAUGGGUACUUCUGCAGUGCUACUAAUCUUCAGUUCGAGAGCUCGGGUUCCGAGGAUCUAGAUGAAUUACUUGUUGACAAAUUGUUUGAGGUUGUCCAUGAUGAGAGCGGAACUUGUCCGGUCAUUCUAUUUUUGAAAGAUGCUGAGAAAUUUGUUGUUGGAAAUUCCGAUUUUUGCUCUGCAUUCAAAAGCAAACUUGAAGAUAUCCCAGAUAACGUAAUUGUGAUCGAUUCACAGACGCACUCUGAUAAUCGCAAGGAGAAGGAUAUUGGACAACAACAUGAGCAAGAAAAGGAAGUCCCAACGGCAACGAAACUUCUAACGAAUCUCUUUGAAAAUAAAGUUACUAUUUGCAUGCCACAGGAUGAGGAUCUUCUUACAACCUGGAAGCGUCAGUUGGAUCGUGAUGCUGAGGCUUUGAAAAUAAAGGCAAAUUCCAGUCAAUUGCGCAUGGUGUUGGGACGAUUUGGUAUAGAGUGUGAAGGCAUUGAGACGAUGUGCACAAAGGAUCUUACACUUCAAAGAGACAGUGCAGAAAAGAUCAUUGGAUGGGCUCUUAGUGACCAUAUAAAGCGUAAUCCUGAUGCUGAUCCAGAUGUUAGAGUUACUUUGUCUCUUGAUAGCUUAAAAUUUGGAAUAGAACUCUUACGGACUGUUCUAAAUGAAUCUAAGAACCCGCAGAAGUCUGUCGAGGACAUUAUGACAGAAAAUGAGUUUGUAAAGAGGCUUUUUAGUGAUGUUAUUUCUCCCGGGGAAAUUGGUGUUACAUUUGAUGACAUUGGGGCACUUGAGAAUGUCAUAGACACUUUAAAGGAAUUGGUUAUGCUUCCUUUACAACGGCCUGAACUUUUCCGCAAGGGGCAAUUAACAAAGCCUUGUAGAGGAGUUCUCUUAUUUGGACCUCCUGGAACUGGAAAGACCAUGCUUGCAAAGGCAGCGGCAACGGCAGCUGGUGCUAACUUCAUUAACAUCUCAAUGUCAAGGUGGUUUGGUAAGGGUGUGGGUGAUGUCAAAGAUGUCUUCGCGAUGGCUAGUAGAAUUUCCCCUAGCAUUAUCUUUUUCGACGAGCUGGACAGCAUGAUAGGCCGAAGCCAAAAACCGGGGGAGUUGAUGAUAUAUUGGGACGGUCUGACGACAAAGGAAACGGAACGUGUUCUGGUUCUUGCAGCCACAAACAGACCUUUUGACCUUGAUGAGGCUGUCAUUAGAAGGUUGCCUCGUAGGUUGAUGGUGGGACUACCAGAUGCUCUGGAUAGAGCAAAGAUAUUAAAGGUUAUUCUCGCAAAAGAAGUCUUGUCCCCUGAUUUGGAUAUUGAUGGAGUUGCUAGUAUGACUGAUGGAUAUUCUGGAAGCGAUCUUAAGAAUCUAUGUGUUACUGCUGCCCACCGUCCAAUCAUGGAGAUAUUGGAGAUGGAAAAAACUGAGCGAGAUGCUGCUCUGGCCGAAGGCAGAGUUCCUCCAGCUCGAAGUGGAAGUCCUGAUAUCCGAGCUUUGAACAUGGAGGAUUUCAAAAACGCACUUGCCCUCGUGAGUGUGAGCGUCUCAUCAGUGUCUGCGAACAUGACAGCGCUUCAACAAUGGAAUGAACUACACGGGGAAGGUGGAUCUAAAAGGAACCAGUCACUCAGCUACUACAUGUAGGAGAGGGAACACUGUAACAACAACCAGAUCGGGUCUAUUGAAUCUAGUUUAGAAACCUUAACUCAAUUACGUCUAGAAAAGAAAAAGAAAAAGAUAGCUUUGAACGAUUGUAUAUAAUUUGUUUGCGUGAAGCAUAAAUGACGUAAAAAGAAACUUUUGGACA
Camelina sativa (false flax) is the source of this 3623-nucleotide messenger RNA. RefSeq names its product outer mitochondrial transmembrane helix translocase. Gene Ontology annotation, molecular function: ATP binding; protein binding; ATP hydrolysis activity. Gene Ontology annotation, cellular component: mitochondrial outer membrane. The record is from RefSeq and is a predicted model, not a curated record. Lineage: Eukaryota; Viridiplantae; Streptophyta; Magnoliopsida; Brassicales; Brassicaceae.